AUGUCAGCGGUGGCAUCACUAGCAGUCGAUGCAGAACCGAAGCGAGUCGGGGGAGAAGGCAGAGAGGGCGGAUGGUGGCAGAGGAGGGCGAAAGAACAGGCGAGUUGGGGGGAAGAGGAAGAGGAAGAAGUUGAGUCGAGCAGCGAAGAAGCGGAAGAGGAGAAUGGAUGGUUUGGGUUUCACCUAAAGAGGGUCGGUGACAAUGCUGGCCUCGACUCCAUCUCCCCUCGCUGCGCUGCAUACACCCUUCUAUUCCACUCUUCUAAUUUACAGUUAUUUUAUUUGAUCAUUUUAUUUUCUGUUAAACUACAAUUUGAUCUUUUAAGAAUUCGUCGUGGUGCCUUUCGUGGUCGAUCCACCGGCUGGGUUCUCCCGUCGCAUUUGCGCCGUCAUUUCCUGGUCGCAUUUGACCCGGAUCGCAUUCCUCCCCCGGUGCUCUCGAAGGUCUACUUUGAUAGUCAUGGGAGUCGAUUGAUUGCGACUGCGUUCCGGGAGUCUAUUCAUGCCCAGGCUGGGCCAGCGCGGUGGACGACAAUGCGAUCCACACGGCUUGAGAUGGCAGUCUGGCGCAAAUGA
This is a messenger RNA of Aspergillus affinis, 576 nucleotides long. RefSeq lists its product as uncharacterized. The transcript is spliced from 2 exons. Lineage: Eukaryota; Fungi; Ascomycota; Eurotiomycetes; Eurotiales; Aspergillaceae. The record is from RefSeq and is a predicted model, not a curated record. The coding region runs from base 1 to 576 and encodes 191 amino acids.